Molecule: messenger RNA, 6786 nt
Organism: Euleptes europaea (tarantolino)
Lineage: Eukaryota; Metazoa; Chordata; Lepidosauria; Squamata; Sphaerodactylidae
Product: trichohyalin-like
Exons: 7
Coding region: 1-6786 (2261 amino acids)
Molecular function (GO): Hsp70 protein binding
Source: RefSeq, a predicted model, not a curated record
AUGGACCCCAGGAAAGUUCACAGCGACAGCGUAUUCAAGUUUAGUCAGAAACCUGUCAACUCUGAAGAUCGACUAUUUGUGCAGGAGUCGUCCGAAACCAUGGGCCAUUCUUUAUCACUCACGCUGAACACCAUUUAUGUGUGUGAUGGGGGAGACAGGUUUCCAGUAGGCGUCGAAAGCAAUGAAAACAGUUUGGAGACUUGCAGUGAGGAGAUGAUAGAACCUUCUGAGAGUAACCUUCAAGAAACAGAGCCCAGAGGCGUGCAGUCAUCCAACGAGGUGGGGGAUCUGGUCAACGAAAAGAGCAGGGAGGCUUUUGAAGUCUUGGGUAAAGGUGAACUUCGGAAAGCCCUUGAGUUGUUUACGGAAGCCAUUGAGCUGAAUCCACAUCUUCCUAGUUUAUACAUCAACCGGGCCAAUGUCUUGCUGCAGCUGGAGGAGCUACAUGCCGCCAUUCAAGACUGCGACGCAGCCAUCCGACUUAACCCCAAUUCAUCGCAGCCGUACAAAUUGCGAGGAAAAGCCCUCCGGAUUUUGGGUUGUCUGAGAGAGGCGGCCAGUGACCUUGCUGUAGCUUGCAAAUUGGAUUAUGAAGAAGAGGCCAACACCACGCUGAAGAGACUGAAGUUGGGGUUUCGAAGGGUUUCGGAGAAUCAGGUGGAGCAUAUCACCCCAAGACUUAAGGAGCCCAAGAGACUCAAGAUGGCGAGGAAGGUACAAGCAACUUCAGAGGGUCAAGGGAAAGGCUGGGGAGAGGAAGCCCCUAGCACACCUUUGAAGGAUGACACAGCAGUGGUCCAUGCAUUAGAUCCUACUGGUUAUCCCCAAGAGAUGCUACAUGAAAAUAUGGAGGUUGCAGCUCAGAUGUGGAAGCAGGCCAGUGCAAAAAAGGAGGAGGCCCUUGCUGCUGUGGAGAAUGGUGAACUGCCAAGAGCCGUUGUCCUGUUGACCGAAGCAAUCAGGUUAAACCCCCGGGUUACCGACCUGUAUGCUAGCCGAGCCAGGACUUUCCUGCAGCUGCGUAUGCCCAGCGCUGCCGUAAGAGACUGCAACCAAGCUAUCUCCAUAAACCCUAACUCAGCAUUGUUGUAUAAAUGCCGGGGGGCAGCCUAUCGUCUCCUAAAAUACUGGCAGGAGGCUGCUCAAGAUCUGGAUUUGGCCUGUCAACUAGAUUACGAUGAAAGCACCUACGCGAUGCUGAAGGAGGUCGAAGUGAAAGCCCGCCAAAGGGGUCAGCCGGCAGGGCAUGAAAACGAUGUUGCAUCUCAAGUACAGGAACUGAGAGUUCAGGAAAAGGCUACGCAAAAAUGGGGUGAUGAAUCUGAGAGUGAGGAAAGUGAAGUGGAUAUUGAUACUCUUGAGGUGGUAGAACCCUAUGAAGACACUCCUCAAGAGAUGGGCGACGAAAGGUUGAAGGUGACGGAAGACAUGCGGAAACAGGCCAGUGAAAGGAAGAGAGAGGCCUUCGAUGCAGUCAAUAAGGGUGAGCUUUUAAGAGCGGUAGAGCUCUUCACAGACGCCAUUAAGCUCAAUCCACACCUUACUACCUUAUAUGCAAACCGGGCCAGCGUCUAUCUGAAGCUUCAGAAGCCCAACGCAGCCAUCAGAGACUGUGAUAAAGCCAUACAGAUUAACCCAGAUUCUGCCCAGCCCUACAAGUGGAGAGGAAAAGCACUGCUGCUACUUGGCUACUGGCAGAAGGCUGCAAAGGACCUUGCCAUAGCCUGUGAGCUGGAUUACGAUGAGGAAUCCUAUGCCAUGUUAAGGGAGGUACAACCGAAGGCUCUGAAAAUGGCCAAAUACUGGAGGAAGCACGAGCAGGGGCAGGAGGAAAGAAAGUACAAUGACCAACUGGAUACAAUUCAGAAAGCUCGUGAAAAGCACGAAGGAGUUCAAGCGACCCAAGUUGAGCCAGAAAGCAAUCACAGCAGAACUACGGUAUACCAGAGGAGUAUCUGGGGACAAAGCAUAAAAAAACCCCAAAAUAUCAGAAGGGCAGUACUGAGGAAACAGGCGAGCACGCUCCAAAAGGAGUUGGAAGGAAGUCUGCAGGAAGGGAUGAGGCAACAACGGAGGUCUUAUGAAGAGACUGCAGGACAAGGAAACUUGCAACAAAAAAUAUUGGAAGAACAAGAAAAUCCUCAGCCCAAAAAACUGGAAAACCAUAGGUUGGUCCAGCAGAAAGAGCUGGAAAAGCAGUUGAAAGCACUUCAGGAGGAGCUGGAGGAAAAGCUGAGCACUCAAGAAGAGGAACUGGAGCUAGAGGAGAAGAUUUUGCAGACAAUAUUAGAAGAACGGAAAAGAUCACAGCAAGCUCAAGAGGAAGCCUACAAAAAGCUCCUAGAAGAACAAGGGAGAGCCCACAAAAUGGCUCUACAGGAACUAGCAAUAGUUCAGCAACAGGCUCUGGAAGAGUUGGCAAUAGCUCAGAAGAAAGCGCUGGAGGGACAGGAAAGAGCUCGGCAGCAGGCACUGGAGGAACAGGAGAGGGCUCAGAAAGUGUUGGAAAGAGCUCAUAAGCAGGCACUGGAGGAACAGGAAAGAACUCAGAUGGCAGCCAGGGAAGAACAGGAGCAAGCACAGAAAAAAUCUCUAGAAGAAAAGAAGAGGAUUGAAGCAGCCCUGGAAGAACUUGCAAAGACUCAAAGGAAGGUCCUAGAGGAACAAGAGAAGGCCAAGAAAAAAGCAUGGGAAGAAACAGAGCUUGUAAAGAAGGCUGAGGAAGAGCUUUCAGAAAUUCAGAGAAAGAUCCUAGAAGAACAAGAAAGGGCUAAGAGAGCAAUGCGAGAACGAAAGAUGGCCGAGGCAGCCCUGGAAGAGCUUUCAAAGACUCAAAGGAAGUUCCUACAAGAACAAGAAAGAGCUGAGAAGAAAGCCAAGGAGAAAAGGGAGGUGGCUAAAGCAGCCAUGGAAGAACUUGCAAAGGUUCAGAGAAAGAUCCUAGAAGAACAAGAAGAAGCAGAAAAGAAGGCAACAAAUAAAAUACAGAGAGCUCAAAAAGCCGAGGAAGAACUUUCAGAAAUUCAGAUAAAAGUCCUCGAAGAACAGGAAAAGGCUAAAAAAGCAAGAAAGGAACAAGAAAUGGCCGAGUCAGCCCUGGAAGAGCUUUCAAUGAUUCAUAGCAAAGUCCUAGAAGAACAGAAAAGAGCUGAGAAUAAAGCAAUACAAGAAAGAAUGAUGGCUGAGGCAGCCCUGGAAGAACUUGCAAAGACUCAUAAGAAGGUACUAGAAGAACAAGAAAGAGCUGAGAAGAAAGCGAAGAAGGAAAGACAGAUGGCUGAAGCGGACCUGGAAGAACUUGCAAAGGUUCAGAGAAAGAUCCUAGAAGAACAAGAAGAAGCGGAAAAGAAGGCAACAAAUGAAAUACAGAGAGCUCAAAAAGCCGCCCUGGAAGAACUUGCAAAGACUCAUAAGAAGGUCCUAGAAGAACAAGAAAGAGCUGAGAAGAAAGCGAAGGAGAAAAGAAAGAUGGCUGAAGCGGACCUGGAAGAACUUGCAAAGGUUCAGAGAAAGAUCCUAGAAGAACAAGAAGAAGCGGAAAAGAAAGCAACGAAUGAAAUACAGAGAACUCAAAAAGCCAAGGAAGAACUUUCAGAAAUCCAGAUAAAGGUCCUUGAAGAACAGGAAAGGGCUGUAAAAGCAAUAAAAGAACGAGAAUUUGCAGAGGCAGCCAUGGAAGAGCUUUCAAAGAUUCAUAGGAAAGUCAUAGAAGAACAGGAAAAGGCUGUGAAGAAAACAAAGGAGGAAAGGAAGAUGACUGAAGCAGACCUAGAAGAACUUGCAAAGAUUCAGAGAAAGAUCCUAGAUGAACAAGAAGAAGCGGAAAAGAAAGCAAUGUACGAAAUACAGAAAGCUCAAAAAGCCAAGGAAGAACUUUCAGAAAUUCAGUUAAAGGUCCUUGAAGAACAGGAAAAGGCUAAAAAAGCAAUACAAGAACGAGAUAUGGCCAUGGCAGCCCUGGAAGAGCUUUCAAAGACUCAUAGAAAGGUCCUAGAAGAACAGGAAAGGGCUGAGAGGAAAACAAAGGAGGAAAGACAGAUGGCUGAAACAGACCUGGAAGAACUUGCAAAGAUUCAGAGAAAGAUUCUAGACGAACAAGAAGAAGCGGAAAAGAAAGCAAUGAAUGAAAUACAGAAAGCUCAAAAAGCCAAGGAAGAACUUUCAGAAAUUCAGAUAAAAGUCCUCGAAGAACAGGAAAAGGCUAAAAAAGCUAUGGAAGAACGAGAAAUGGCCGAGUCAGCCCUGGAACAAAUUUCAGUGAUUCAUAGGAAAAUCCUAGAAGAACAAGAAAGAGCUGAGAAAAAAGCAAUACAGGAAAGAAUGAUGGCUGAGGCAGCCCUGGAAGAACUUUCAAAGACUCAUAGGAAAGUUCUAGAAGAACAAGAAACAGCUGAGAAGAAAGCAAAGGAGGAAAGAAAGAUGGCUGAAGCAGACCUGGAAGAACUUGCAAAGAUUCAGAGAAAGAUCCUCGACGAACAAAAAGAAGCAGAAAAAAAAGCAAUGAAUGAAAUACAGAGAGCUCAAAAAGCCAAGGAAGAACUGUCAGAAAUUCAGAUUAAAGUCCUUCAAGAACAGGAAAGGGCUAAAAAAGCUAUGGAAGAACGAGAAAUGGCCGAGUCAGCCCUGGAACAAAUUUCAGUGAUUCACAGGAAAGUCCUAGAAGAACAAGAAAGAGCUGAGAAAAAAGCAAUACAAGAAAGAAAGAUGGCUGAGGCAGCCCUGGAAGAACUUGCAAAGACUCAUAGGAAAGUCCUAGAAGAACAAGAAACAGCUGAGAAGAAAGCAAAGAAGGAAAGAAAGAUGGCUGAAGAAAGGGCUAAAAAAGCUAUGGAAGAACGAGAAAUGGCCGAGUCAGCCCUGGAACAAAUUUCAGUGAUUCACAGGAAAGUCCUAGAAGAACAAGAAAGAGCUGAGAAAAAAGCAAUACAAGAAAGAAUGAUGGCUGAGGCAGCCCUGGAAGAACUUGCAAAGACUCAUAGGAAAGUCCUAGAAGAACAAGAAACAGCUGAGAAGAAAGCAAAGAAGGAAAGAAAGAUGGCUGAAGCAGACCUGGAAGAACUUGCAAAGAUUCAGAGAAAGUUACUAGAUGAACAAAAAGAAGCAGAAAAGAAAGCAAUGAAUGAAAUACAGAGAGCUCAAAAAGCAGCCCUGGAAGAACUUGCAAAGACUCACAGGAAGAUCCUAGAAGAACAAGAAAGAGCUGAGAAGAAAGCGAAGGAGGAAAGACAGAUGGCUGAAGCGGACCUGGAAGAACUUGCAAAGAUUCAGAGAAAGAUCCUAGAUGAACAAGAAGAAGCAGAAAAGAAAGCAAUGAAUGAAAUACAGAGAGCUCAAAAAGCCAAGGAAGAACUUUCAGAAAUCCAGAUAAAGGUCCUUGAAGAACAGGAAAGGGCUGUAAAAGCAAUAAAAGAACGAGAAUUUGCAGAGGCAGCCAUGGAAGAGCUUUCAAAGAUUCAUAGGAAAUUCCUAAAAGAACAGGAAAUGGCUGCGGAAAAAGCAAUGCAAGAAAGAAUGAUGGCCGAGGAAGCCCUGGAAGAACUUUCAGAAAUCCAAAGGAAGGUCCUAGAAGAACAAGAAAAGCUUGAACAGAAAGUAUCGAAAGAAAGAGAAAGAGCUCAAAAAGCUCAGGAAGAACUUGAAGAGGCUGAGAAGAGAGCGAUUAAAGAAAUGGAGAAAGUUUGGAAGGCCCAAGAAGAAUUUUCAAAGAUCCAGGGUAAGUCCCUAGAAGAAAAGGAAAAGGCUAACAAAGCAAUAAAAGAAAGAGAAACCGCUGAGGCAGCCCUGAAAGAACUUUCAGAGGUUCAAAGAAAGAUCUUAGAAGAACAGGAAAGAGCAGAGAAGAGAGCAGUAAAAGAGAGGGAGAAAUCAGAGAGAGCCCAAAAAGAACUGGAUCUCGCUCAGAGGAGGGCCCUAGAGGAGUUGGAGGUAACUCGGAGAAAGGCCACGGAAGAAAAUGAAAGAGCCCGACAAACGGCUCUAGAGGAGCAAAGGAAAGCACAGCUGUCUGUGGAAGAACUGGAGAAAGCGCAUGCCAGAGCCAUGGAGAAACAGCAGAGAAUUCAGAUGAUGGCCUUUGAAGAACAGAAGAGAGCUAGGAUGAUGCUCACGGAACUAGAGGAAACACAGAAAAGGGCCUUGGAGGAACAAGAGAGAGCAAAGAAAUUGGCCCUCAGUGAACAAAUUAGAGCUCACCAGGCUAUAGAGGAAUUGGCGAACCUUCAGAAAGUAGCUUUGGAGGAACAAGAGACAGCGGAGAAGGCGGCCCUGGUAGAACAGCAGAGAGCAAAGAAGAUGUUAAAGGAACUGGAAGAAGCGCAGAGAAAGGCUACGGAGGAACAACAGAGGUCACAGAUGAGAUCCUUAGAGCAACAAGAGAGAGCGCGUCUAGCUAUGGAAGAAUUGGCUAGGGUUCAUAAGGCCGCUCUGGAGGAACAACAGAGGGCUGAGAAGAAGGCCUUGGAAGAACAGAAAAGAGCCCGACUAGCCAUUGAAGAACUGGAGAGAGCAAAACAACUCCACGUCCUGGAGGAACUGGGAAGAACAACCAAUAGAAAUCUCGUGCCGACCCGGGAGGAGCCUGGGGAAGGCAACAUCAUGCUAAAAACAGGUGCUAGAGAACCGGAAGGCAUUCAGAAGAAAGGUCUAGAGCACAACUUCAUUUAUAAAACGAUGUGUAUGGAACAAUCAUUGAAAGAACAGCCACAACUGAAGAAGGUCAUAGAGCCUGGGAAGAGUGCCUCGAAACCAGCACCAAACUCUGUUUUGGACUUCCUCGAAACGGAGUGA